This is a messenger RNA of Cetraspora pellucida, 540 nucleotides long. Lineage: Eukaryota; Fungi; Glomeromycota; Glomeromycetes; Diversisporales; Gigasporaceae. The record is from the annotation of a GenBank genome assembly.
AUGGAUAACUCGCUUCCCAGCCUACAGGAAACAAUAGCUUUAAGAGAUUCACUAACAACUAAUCUUGUUCAGACUUCAGAGGACCAAACAAACACUUGCUUGGUUUCACUCGUUUCAGCAUCCAUUACGACACAACCUGAGGGAACAAACGAUAAUAGCACGAACAAAAAGCAAGGUUACUUAAGCCAUGGCUCUACAUUUACAAGCCAUACCGAUUUUGUAAUAGCAGUCCAGGAAUAUGCCAUACGGGAAGGUUUUACCAUGAGACUCCAUAAAUUAAAAAGGAAUAAAGCUGGUGCCGUACGAUGGAGAGAAAUAGUUUGUUCGCGUAAUGGAACUUCAAGUAAAAAAAAGGAAAGUGGUGAUAAACCAACGCGUAAUCGUCAAUCUCAACGAUGUAAAUGCCCAUUUUUAGUUCGUGCCUCUUUGAAUGGUAGAUCAGGAUUAUGGGAGAUUAUUUCAACAAAGUUAGAACAUAAUCAUGAUAUCGGAAACACAGCAAGGUCAAAUGGGACAAAUCAGGGUUAUGUGAAAAGCUAG